Molecule: messenger RNA, 1085 nt
Organism: Coregonus clupeaformis (lake whitefish)
Lineage: Eukaryota; Metazoa; Chordata; Actinopteri; Salmoniformes; Salmonidae
Gene: gtsf1
Exons: 8
Coding region: 181-732 (183 amino acids)
Source: RefSeq, a predicted model, not a curated record
ACCAUUUUCUUGUGGUAUUUAAAAAUUCUAAUCCGUUUCCACUCCAACUAUCUACACGCGCUCUUCCAAUUUCAGUGAACUAAGAAGUCUUCAGGUGCGACGAGCUUGUUGAGUAAAUUAGCUAGGUACGGUAAGUAGAAGCCUGCCUUCAGCAACCACCAGGCCACACUUCGAGGAAAGAUGUCUACCAUCAGAUUUGGAUCAACUUGUAGUCCUUCGAAGACUACUCGAUCUGAGACAUUGCCACGAUGGAAUGAUGAGGAGGGGGAAAUGGCUGAUCCAGAAGAUGCCUGUGAUCCAAAUAAACUCCUUCAGUGUCCAUACGACAAGAACCAUCAGAUCCGUGCCUGCCGCUUUCCAUACCAUCUGAUCAAGUGCAGCAAGAACCACCCUAAACUGGCCAGUGAAUUAAAAACGUGCCCUUUCAACGCCCGCCACCUGAUGCCCAAGCAUGAGCUUUCACACCACAUUGCUAACUGUGUUGACAGAAUAUCUGUGAAUGCAGAAGACUUGGGCAGCGCUGAGGUGCAGACCAAAUGGCAGGUACCUGUUAGCACGUGGACAAACACCAACUGUGAUGAGGACUGGGAUAAAGAGGCUGAUAUUUCUUCAGUGCCUUUCGUAUGGGGAGUGUCCACAAACCUGAUCAGUCAGAACAGGCCUGAGCCAUGCACUACAAACAAUCUUACUCCUGGACUUCGAGCUCCAAGAACUCUGCCCUGGAAAAUGUGACUGACAAUAAGGGCAGAAUGUUGAAGUCAAGAGGCUAUCUUGCAGUUAAGGUUUAUAUCAUAGAUGCAUGCUUUAUUAUCUCACUUUUACUUGACUAUGGGCACAUUUGAGAAAUCCCAUUGACUAUUUUGUUUGACUAUAAAUGCAUGCUUUGUAACUUAACCUUAGACAUGGUGAUUGGGGUUUGUGUGUUCCCCUCCUUUGUUAUUAAGGCUUUUUGCAAAAGUGUUUCCCUAUACUAACUCUGUAUGUAGGCUGUUAAUGUACUGUAUGUUCCUGAUGCCCUACUGCAGAGAUGAAUAUAUUCUCACUGUAUUGCACAUAUUAGAUACAGUGGGGGAAAAAAGUAUUUA